ACCAAACGCGUUUCAUUUUACUCGCCGUAGCUACGGAAAGUGAGAGGCACUUUUCACUGUUGAAAGCAAGAACGUUAAACUGCAGUUAAAACGAUCCUUCUGAACAUGGCAGCACAUCUGAAAAAGCGAGUUUAUGAGGAAUUUUCCAAAGUUGUACAGAUUCCCCAUGAAGAUGUUCCAGCCAAGAAGUUGCGUCUGUCCAAACCCAGUAAGUCUGCAGCUUUGCACAUAGACCUCUGCAAAGCCACCAACUCCACCGAUGCCCUGCAGUACUUGCUUCAGUUUUCACGCAAACCAGUGGAGGCGGAGAGCGUGGAGGGUGUGAUCAGGAUCCUUUUGGAGCACUACUACAAGGAAUCCGACAACUCUGUGAGACUCAAGAUUGCAUCUCUCCUGGGACUGCUGUCCAAGACGCAAGGUUUCAGUCCUGACUGCAUCAUAGAUGAGGCCAUUAAUACCCUCAACAAUGAGAAGUCACAUCAGGUUCUAGCUCAGCUGUUGGACACUUUGCUGAUCAUUGGUGCACAGCUACCAGAGAGUCCUACAGUCAGACAAAGGCUCAUAGAGGUGGCUUGCAAGCACCUGUCUGAUACGUAUUUCGGGGUAAGGAACAAGUGUCUGCAGCUCCUUGGCUGCCUCGGCAUGGUUGACACACCUAUGAAUAAAGACAGCAAUGUACUGGGUGGGGUGAGAGAUGUCCAGAGCAUCAUCAGUGACUACUUUGGAGAUCAGGAUCCCAGAGUCCGCACUGCAGCCCUUAAAGCCAUGCUGGAGUUGCAUGAGAGAGGAAUGAGGAUUCACCAGAUCAUUUAUGACCAGGCCUGCAGGUUAUUGUCAGAUGAUUAUGAGCAGGUCCGCUCUGCAGCAGUGCAGAUGGUUUGGGUGCUCAGCCAGCUGUACCCAGAAAGCAUUGUGCCCAUCCCAUCAUCCAAUGAGGAGAUUCGACUUGUAGAUGAUGCAUUUGGGAAGAUCAGUCAUAUGGUCAGCGACGGCUCCUGGAUGGUUCGGGUCCAAGCUGCCAAAACACUGGGUUCAAUGCUGCAGGUCAGUCCUCACUUCCUAGAGCAGACUUUGGAUAAGAAGCUAAUGUCAGACCUCAGGAGGAAGCGUACAGCCCAUGAACGGGCCAAGGAGCUCUUUGCUUCUGGAGAGUUCUCUUCAGGCAGGAAGUGGGCUGACGAUGCCCCCAAGGAGAAACUGGACACCAACACUGUGAACCUCAUCGCCUCAGGGGCCUGUGGUGCCUUCGUUCACGGUCUGGAGGACGAGAUGUUUGAGGUCCGUAUCGCGGCAGUGGAGGCGUUGUGUCAACUGGCUAGGUCGUCUUCCAGCUUUGCUGAAAAGUGCCUGGACUUCCUAGUCGACAUGUUCAACGACGAGAUCGAGGAAGUGAGGCUGCAGUCCAUCCACGUGCUCAGAGAAAUCUCUACGCAUAUAACGCUGAGAGAAGACCAGCUGGACACGGUGCUGGCUGUGCUGGAGGACUCGUCUCGUGACAUCAGAGAAGCUCUCCACGAGUUACUCUGCUACACUAACGUCUCCACUAAAGAGUGUAUCCAGCUGGCUCUGCUGGAGCUGUUGAAGAACCUCAACAAGUAUCCCACAGAUCGCAACUCUGUCUGGAAGUGUCUGAAGUUUCUAGGCUCACGCCAUCCAACACUGGUGUUGCCGCUAGUUCCUGAACUGCUGAGCACGCACCCUUACUUUGACACACCAGAGCCAGAUAUGGACGAUCCUGCCUACAUUGCGGUGCUGGUGUUGGUGUUUAACGCUGCCAAGUCGUGUCCCACGAUGCCAGCGUUGUUCUCUGAUCACACCUUCAGACACUACGCCUACCUGAGGGACAGUCUGUCGCACCUUGUCCCUCCACUAAGAUUGCCAGGCAGGAAGCAGUUGUAUGGUCUGGACUCUGUGGACUCAGGUUGUGGUUCUGGUUCUGUGGAAUCCGCUCAGCUCUUUCUUCAACAGAGUCUGAAUCGGGUCAGCACCAUCCAGAACCUGGAAGCACCUGGUGCUCAGGAAUUACUGGACUUCACCAUACGAGACCUACAGAGGCUGGGGCAGCUGCAGACGGAGCUCGCUGGAGCUGCUGACUUUUGUGCUACCUACCUGAACUGCCAGCUGCUGCUUAUGAAGGCUCUGCAGGAGAAGCUGUGGAACGUGGCUGUUCCCCUCUGCUUCAAACAAAAUGUCACGGCCACAGCAGCAGCUCAACAGAUCUUGGAGGAAACCUACAAGCUGGAGUUUCUGUACAGUGGCUUGGAAAGCAGGCAGGUGGCCACCAUACACCUGGUUCGCCUCCAGGCUAAAGCGCUGCAGCUCACACUCACUGCUCGCACCAGGCAAGGGCUGGAUACGCUCAUCAGCAGCUGUGAGCGUUUUUUGCAGGACAUUGAGUCUUUCCAGAGGCUGUUCCUGACUGAGCUUCCCCACCUCCACAACAGUUUUGUGGAGAAGCUUUUGGAGCUGAUUCCGCGGCUGUCGUCCUGUAAACCAGUGGAGAUGGUGAAGGUCCUCCAGACAACACUCAGACAGAGCGGCCUGCUCCAGCUCAGCCUGCCUGUACAAAUUCAUCGGGCCACAGCCACCAUCAUCGAGCCGACAGGGGAGUCAGACAAUCCGCUGAGGUUCACAUCCGGCCUAGUUGUGGCACUAGACGUCGAUGCUACACUGGAGCAUGUCCAGGACCCCCAGACCACUGUGAAAGUACAGGUUCUGUAUCCAGACGGUCAGAAGCAUGUGAUCCACCCCAAACCUGGGGACUUCAGAAGGCCUGGACCUGACAGACACAGGCUCAUCACACAGGUUUACCUCUCACACACAGCAUGGACAGAGCCGUCUCAGGUAGAGGUGUGUCUCCUGCUGGCCUACAGCGCCUCCACAGCCUCCCUCUCUCCCCCUCCAAGGCUGGGAUGGAGCGACAGCAUCGACAGUCUCCCUCCACCAGAGGCUUCUGUUGAGGGAACUAUUCCAUUUAGCAAGUCUGUUAAAGUCUACAUCAUGCCCAAACCGGCCAGACGCUAGCAGCUCAAAGCAGCUCGCUGUUAUUCUUUGAUCAGUAGUUUUAGAACAGGUGAGAGCAUUUUACUGUCACUCAAACACUCAUCUCCAUUAAAAGCUUUAUUCACAGAACAUGUAUUCCAUCAUUUCUUAGGUAUACAAACGUCACUUCAUGGAGCCAACAAACACUCAGGACCAUUCUUUUUUACUUGCCGUCGGUUUAAUUUAUUGUAUUUCAGAUUACACAGCAGUUGUAAAAAUAUGACCAAUAGGAUCACCCUGUGGAAAUACAUGCAGAGUCGAGUUCACAGAUCUGUUUCCUCUGGAGCCUCCGCUGAACCGGCUCAGGUCAACAUGAUGCUGAGGAAAGCGGAGCUCAGUCUGCAGCCAAGCAGAUGUUUGCAGCAUCAGCAGGUGGAGUGGAAGACUCCACCCACCUUGGCACCUUCACCAACCAGUUUGUUGUACUCAGCAACAGCUUUCUCAGUCUGCAAGACUCGGAUUUCCACACCCUUCUGCUUCACAUAGUCCACAGUGGUGGAGGGAACCUGGGCAAACACAUGACAGCACAAACUCACUAUCUCUACACAAAAGCAAUAAAGGGAUUCACUACACGAGAGCAGUUGUACGCCCCAGCUUCUAUACAGAACAAUGACGCACAACUGAGGCUGUGGUGUUGUACAAACCCACAAAGCACUGAGGCGUAGCUGUUGUUCCCCAUGGUACCGCAGUCCUGAAGCGUCCAACAGGUGGACGCACCUUGAAUAGCAUCAGUCUAAAUGCUAUGAAAAGGGAUGUUUCACCUGCAGAGCCUCACUCAUGCCUCUGCCAAUCACCAGCAGCUCCACCCCCUUCUUCAGCACCUCCUCCAGGUCGGCGGGUUGGACUCCUGGGUGAUGCUGAGUGAGAAAUGCAAAGUUCUGCCUAAGUACAGGCCUCACUGAAGCUCCUGGUGUUUAUGCAUAUUGUGAGUACAUCCACACACAUCAGUCCCAGUCUCUCUCCAGUCCCAGGCCCGACUGCCUCCAGGCCAAACCUUACAGUCCUUGUAGCUGGAGGAGCAUCCCUGGACCUUCAUGUGGCCCCAGGACAGGGAGGCGAUCUCAGGGGAGGACAUGGUGCGUCAGGCUGCUC
Molecule: messenger RNA, 4134 nt
Organism: Betta splendens (Siamese fighting fish)
Lineage: Eukaryota; Metazoa; Chordata; Actinopteri; Anabantiformes; Osphronemidae
Gene: ints4
Product: integrator complex subunit 4
Exons: 24
Coding region: 106-3024 (972 amino acids)
Biological process (GO): snRNA processing
Cellular component (GO): integrator complex
Source: RefSeq, a predicted model, not a curated record